GGCCGCGUUAUAAACCUUUUUUUCCCCCGGCUCGCUGUUGGUGGCGGUUUUUUUCCCCCUUCCCCCGCUCACUCUCUGUCAAAAUAACGCCACAAAAUUUGAAUUAAAUUAAAAAUCCGCUGAAUUCUUCACGCCGCCAGCGUCUGCGCCGUCGGACGCCGCUCGUCCCCCGGAAUCCGCCGCCAUGAAUCCCUUGAGGCUGAUGGUGCUGCUGGUUCCAGCGCUGACCCUGAUGCACACACACAGCAGUGACGCUGUGGCGGUGAUGUCCGUGGAUCUGGGCUCUGCGUGGAUGAAGAUUGGGAUUGUGAAGCCUGGAGUUCCCAUGGAGAUAGUUCUGAACAAGGAGUCCAGGAGGAAGACUCCUCUCUGUGUCUACUUAAAGAACGGGGAGCGGCUCUUUGGAGAGAAUGCUCUAGCAAUGGUAAUGAAGAGUCCUGAGGCGGUGGUGCAGCAGGUGACUGAGCUGGUGGGCAAAGCGUUCAGGUCCAGCCUGGUCCAGCGUCACCGCCUGCACUACCCUCAGCUGAACGUCUCUCGCAGCGAGCUGACGGGCAGGCCGCUAAUCACCUUGCCAGGAGGCGAAGUGUUCACUCCAGAGGAGAUCUUGGCCAUGAUUCUGAACCACUCACGCUCACUCGCACAAGACUUUGCAGGGCAGGCGGUGACAGGAGCGGUGAUCUCCGUGCCUCCGUGGUGGGGACAGGCUGAGCGACGCUCCGUUUGGCUGUCUGCCAGCAUCUGUCGCCUGCCGCUCCUUCAGAUCAUGAACGCGAAUGUGGCUACAGCCAUCAACUAUGCAGUAUCACUCACAGCCUCGCUCAUCAAUAGUAGCGCUCACAAUGUGCUGUUCUACGACGCUGGAGCGAGUGGCUCCUCAGCCUCCAUCGUCACGUUCCAGACGGUGAAGACUCAGAAAGACACACAGCCUCACGUGACUGUGCGGGGAGUUGGCUAUGACCCCACGCUGGGUGGUAUGGAGAUGGACGUUCGCCUCCGCUCGCUGCUCUCACAGCGCUUCCUGGCAACGGCAACAGCCGGCGGCUCCGGUGGUGGUGCUGGUGGUGGUGGUGCUGGUGGUGGUGGUGAUGGUGGUGGUGCUGGUGAUGGUGGUGGUGAUGGUGGUGGUGGUGGUGCUGGUGGUGCGUUGGCGGUGAUGCUGGCAGGCAGCGCCCGUGCCCAGAGCAAGCUCCUCCGUGAGGCGGAGCGCCUCAAGGUGGUGUUGAGCGCCAAUGCCGAACACACAGCUCAGGUGGGAUCUCAUUCACUCACUCAUUCAC
Petromyzon marinus (sea lamprey) is the source of this 1280-nucleotide messenger RNA. The record is from RefSeq and is a predicted model, not a curated record. Lineage: Eukaryota; Metazoa; Chordata; Hyperoartia; Petromyzontiformes; Petromyzontidae.